AGAGGGAGUGUUCCCCCGAGGUCCUCAAGUUGCAGCAGCGAGCGUCUCCAUAACUGAAUGGAAGAAAAUAACUUUUAAUCACCAUUUUGUCGUGUAUAGAAAGGAGUUUGAUAAGAAUAGCAAGAUGACUCCAGCCCGUCUUCACUCCCUGUGUCUCCUUGUACUUUAUUUGACAGCUGGAAAUGGCCAAGAUGGGAAAUUUAGUGGACCCUUGAAGCCCAUGACUUUUUCCAUUUAUGAAGGCCAAGAACCAAGUCAAGUCAUAUUCCAGUUUAAGGCCAAUCCUCCUGCUGUGACUUUUGAACUAUCUGGGGAGACAGAUGGCAUAUUUAAGAUAGAACCUGAUGGACUUCUGUAUUACAUUACAGCCCUGGACAGGGAAACAAGAGCCACUCACAAUCUCCAGAUUGCAGCCUUGGAUGCUCAAGGAGUGACAGUGGAGGGUCCAGUCCCCAUCACCAUAGAAGUGAAGGACGUCAAUGACAAUCGUCCCAUGUUUUCUCAGGCAAAGUAUGAAGGCUCAGUGAGGCAGAACUCUCGCCCAGGAAAGCCUUUCAUGUAUGUCAAUGCUACGGACCUGGAUGAUCCAGCCACUCCCAAUGGCCAUCUUUUUUAUCAAAUUGUCAUUCAACUCCCCAAGAUCGACAAUAUUAUGUACUUUCAGAUCAACAACAAAACAGGGGCAAUAUCACUUACCCGACAAGGGGCUCUGGAACUGGAUCCUGUUAAGAACCCUUCCUACAAUCUGGUGGUCUCAGUGAAGGACAUGGGAGGCGAGAGUGAGAACUCCUUCAGUGAUACUGCAUCUGUAGAUGUUACAGUGAAGGAGAAUAUUUGGAAAACACCAGAGCCUGUGGAGAUUAUGGAAAAUUCAACCGAUCCUCACCCUGUGAAAAUCACCCAGGUGCGGUGGAAUGAUCCAGGUGCGCAGUAUUCCUUAGUUGAAAAGGAAAAGCUUCCAAGAUUCCCAUUUUCAAUUGACCAGGAAGGAGAUAUUUAUGUGACUCAACCCUUGGACCGAGAAGAAAAGGAUUCAUAUGUUUUUUAUGCAGCUGCAAAGGAUGAGUAUGGAAAACUACUUUCGUACCCACUGCAAAUUCAUGUGAAAGUUAAAGACAUUAAUGAUAAUUCACCGUCAUGUCCAUCUCCAGUGACUGCAUUUGAGGUCCAGGAGAAUGAAGCAUUGGGAAGCAGUAUUGGCAUCUUUACCGCCCAUGACAUGGAUGAAGCAAACACUAUCAACAGCAUCUUGAAGUAUAAAAUUGUGGAACAAACCCCCAAAGUUCCCAUAGAUGGACUCUUUUUGGUUGAAGAAUAUGAGGGAAAGGUCCAAUUAGCUAGACGGUCCUUGAAAAAGCAAGAUGCUCCUCAGUACAACUUAACAGUGGAGGUGUCUGACAAAGAUUUCAAGAUCUUCUGUGCUAUACAAAUCAACAUCAUUGAUAUCAAUGAUCAGAUUCCCAUCUUUGAAAAAUCAGAUUAUGGAAACCUGACUCUUCGUGAAGACACAGCUGUUGGGUAUACCAUCUUAACCAUCCAAGCCACAGAUGCUGAUGAGCCAUUUACUGGGAGUUCUAAAAUCCUGUAUCAAAUUACACAGGGGGACAGCGAGGGAAGACUGGGGAUUGACACAGAUCCCCACACCAAUGCAGGAUAUGUCACAGUUAAAAAGCCUCUGGAUUUUGAAACAGCAGCUAUUUCCAAAAUUGUGGUCCACGCACAAAAUCCUGAGCCUCUGGUACCUGGUGUCACAUACAACUUGAGUUCUUUCGCCUCCUUCUUUCUUUUUGUGACGGAUGUGAAUGAAGUACCUGUGUUUUCCCAGCCUGUCUUCCAAGCGGAAGUCAGUGAGGAUGUGGCUGUGGGCACUAAAGUGAGCAAUGUGACGGCCCAGGAUCCCGAAGGUCUGGACAUAAGAUAUUCCCUGAGAGGCGACACAAGAGGUUGGCUUAAAAUUGACCCCAUCACGGGUGAGAUCUUUAGUGUGGCUCCGUUGGACAGGGAAACUGAAAGUGUGUAUCGGGUGCAAGUGGUGGCCACUGAAGUAGGCGGGUCCUCCCUGAGCUCCACCUCGUUUUUCCACCUGGCCCUCAAGGAUGUGAAUGACAACCCCGCAAGGCUGGCCAAGGACUACACAGGCUUGUUCUUCUGCUACCCCCUCAGUGCGCCUGGAAGUUUGGUGUUCGAGGCCACGGAUGAUGAUAAGCAGACAUUCCGGGGUUUCCACUUCACAUUUGCCCUCGGCAGCGAAAGCUUACAGAACGACUGGGAAGUUUCCAAGAUCAACGGCACUUUUGCCAGGCUUUCCACGAAGCACACCAGCUUUGAGGAGAGAGUUUACAAGAUACCGAUCCGCAUCAACGAUGGGGGCUGGCCACCUUUGGAAGGGACGGUCAAUUUACCAGUUACUUUUUGCACCUGUGUGGAAGGCAGCUGUUUCCGGCCAACAGGUAGACAGGCUGGGAUACCCACUGUGGGUCUGGCAGUUGGUAUACUCCUGACCACUUUUCUAUUCAUUGGUAUAAUUUUAGCAGUUGUGUUUAUUCACAUCAAGAAGAAAGGCAAGAAUAAUGUUAAAAAUGCUCAGGCAUCUGAAGUCAAGCCCCUGAGAAGCUGAAUUUGAGAAGGAAUGUUUGACUUUAUACUACAUCAAGUGCUAUCUCAAUGACACAAGUGUUUAAUCUCAUUUUACUUUUCAUCCAACAUAUGCGCUGUAAUUUUUUUACAGAUAUUCCCUCUUGCCCUGAAAUAUUUUACUUUUAGAUAAUUCAUAUACCAUAGACGUUAGAAAUAUUUUCCAUUUUCCCAUGACAUUUUUCCCCUCUGUAAAGCCUCAAACUUAACCCAAACUAAAAAUGUGUGUUCUUCCCCUUUGGGGAAAGACAGAGCUGCUUAAAUAUUCAGGACAUUUUUUUUGUUUCAUCAAAGGGAGUUAUCAGUUAUCCAUCUUACAACUUUCUGGAUUCCAUGAAUGCUUUUUCUAAUUCCAUCCUAUGCCCCAUUUGUCCAUAUCUCCUUUUACUGAAUUACAAUAGAACAAAGUGAGGUCUUGGGAAGAAAUAAAAGAGCAGCCUUCCCCCCCUGGUAACAGAAACUGUUAUUAACCACCCUUAACCUAAUGUGUCAGUGUUGCUCUCCUGCUUGGGAUGGCCCAGGGCCCAGAAAACACCCAACACUGUUUCUGAAAAAGCUUACUUCAUAAACCGGGGGGCGGAGACCAACCAGGCACCUGGGUUUUACCAUGCUUACAUGCCACACAUGUUUUCUUUUGUAUAUUAAUAAAGUUUUGGUUAUUAUAUAUUUAACAUGUGAAAGAAAAUAAGCAUGAAAGUGGUGAUAAAAAUCAAGAAUAAAGGUUGGUCCUGGUUGUUUUUGUUUCCCUGAUCGCUCUGCCUGGUUCUUUUCAUUUGUUGAUGGGAAGGACUGGAUAACAAUGGUUAUGGUUAUCU
Molecule: messenger RNA, 3449 nt
Organism: Heterocephalus glaber (naked mole-rat)
Lineage: Eukaryota; Metazoa; Chordata; Mammalia; Rodentia; Bathyergidae
Gene: Cdh17
Product: cadherin 17
Biological process (GO): multicellular organism development; cell migration; cell-cell junction assembly
Cellular component (GO): adherens junction; catenin complex; plasma membrane
Molecular function (GO): beta-catenin binding; calcium ion binding; cadherin binding
Source: RefSeq, a predicted model, not a curated record